UUCCAAGGUGAGACCGAGGUUCCUCUCCUCUCCCCGCACAGCACCGCACGUACGAGUGCUGGUGAUGCGCUCGUACUCCUGCCGUGUCGCGAGUUCCUAGCUUCUUUCUGCUGUUGCUCGUGCUGCAUCUUCCGCUGGGUUCUGGCAUGGAGGGAGACGAGUCCCUCUGGAAUAUGCUUGGCGACCCUCUGGCUGGAGCAAGCGGUCCGGAGGCGGCGGCCUUUGCGGAAGACGGCUCGUCCCUGCCACCGGGUUUGCCUGGCAACGGCUGGGCGGGGAGCAGCCACCGUGUAGACGACCUGGUCGCGGCGGCCUUCGCGCACUUCAGCACCGACGUUUUGGCCCCGUUCUCUCCGCCGCAGGGCGGCGGAAGCUUGGCGCUGGAGGACGACAUAUCCACGGAGAGGGGCGUUAACAUCUUGACGGAGAGCGGAUUGCCACUUGGAGCCUCUGAGUGGUGGGACAGCGACCAAUUGAAUCUUGGCGACGACGACCUCCCCAACCAGGCCGGCAGCACGGACGAAUCGUUGUACCAGUUGAACUUCAACUUCGUCGAUUCCCAGGGAACUGACCCGCCACCAAUGGCCCCGGCUGCUGGGCCAAACCAAGUGGGGGCUGACUCACUGGAGCCGCCACCGGAGCCUGCUGCCGACGAUGUGUUGGAGACGAGGGAAGUGGCUGAGAUGGUUCGCGUGGCAACACAAUGCGGCGAUGACGAUGCGGGCACUGUGUGGUCCGAGGAGGAACACAAAGUGUUGCUCGACCGCCUUAAUCGGUAUGAGAUGGACAUGGUCAGCCUGUGUUUCAAGAUCGCAUUUGAUCUGCCGAAGAAGACUGCACUUGAUGUUGCAUUGCGAUGCCGGUGGUUUCAGGACAAGGAAAAAACCGCUAAGCAAUCUGAGUCGGUACAGAAAGAUUCUGCUGGAGGAAAGGUUAAAAUCAAGGGAAACGGAGCUAAGGGUGCUAAAAACAGCAAGAAAAUAUAUCCCCUUUCUAAAGAGGCUCUAGACUCCAAGAGUACUAAAGAGCUUAUUCAGGAUAGUUACAAGUUUCUAAAACGGAUAGAAGAGAACUUAAAAACAGGACAGUUGGAUAAUACUGUGGACUACUUUUACUACGUGAAAACUAUCAUAGAUGCUGUAGAAAAGAGAACGAGCGAAUUUGGUAUUAGCAUGACCAUGCCUCCGAUAGAUGGAGAAGGCCUUGAGGAAAUCCUACGGUCUCGUCUCGAUUCAUCGUCAUGCCAAAAUUUUCAGGCCCAGAAAGAGGAUUCGUGACGACAGGACUGUGCACGUGCUGCCAUGCAAGAGGAGACACAUUUAUAUUGCUUAUAGGGUGCGCCGUGGCGAUGCUAUACACAUAUCAUAGUCUAGUAUAUUAGGAAAUUAUAUUGACAAUGUAAAUAUAGCUCAAAAGUUGUAGUCUGGUAUAUUAGAAAAUUAUAUUGGCAGUGUUAAUGGAGCUCAAAAGUUGCAUAGUCUAAAAUAUUAAGUGUAGCUCAAAAGUUGCAAAGUCUAAAAUAUUCAGUGUGUGUUUGGUUGAGGGGAUCAGGAUGUCUGGGAUCGUCCUAGAUUUGAGCUAAAUUCAGUGUUUGUUUGGUGGAUGGAAGCGGAUGAGUUCAUCCACCUGAAGCGAAUAUUCGCUCAUGUACCGGAUGGCCUGAUCCCACCAAAUUAUCCAGACGAGGCCAUCAGCCUUGCUCUGCGCCUCUCAUCACCCGUCACUCUCUUGAAGGACUGCUCCUCCUCCGGUGACGCUAGAAGCCCCACGCCCUGCUGCUCCGCCCAUUCCACGCCGAGACCGAUAGCAGCAGCCUCCCGUGGCUGUCGGCAUCUGUCACCGACCGGUGGCCACAGUGAAGCCUUCCGCACCGGCGGUCGUGGUGCGUCAAUGAAGAGGAGGACUUCCGCUCCAGCGGCUGGGGCACCUGUAAUGGUGGUGAAUGUACUUGCAGGAAUCCGUAGUAUCUGCUGCUGAUGCAGAAGAGAGAAAAUGGCUGGCCUUCAGUUCUUUGUUCCAAGCUUGUGCAGAUCAAGGGAAAGAAAGCUGUGUGAGAGGCUUCGAUAACGAGAUUGCAAGGUACCGGGCCCUUUCCACCUUCCUCGCUAGGCUGCCGUUCCCCUGGCUCGGCAAUGCGAUUCACUGAGCUCCGGUGAGUCGCAGCAAUCUCCGAUGAGAAGCAGAUAGCUUUGUAGGCAGCGGGCCUUUAACUGAGAUUAGUUUGUGUCCCGAUGUCCGAACAUGGUGUCUUCAUUUUUGUUUUUAUCAGUUCAAGCUGUCGCAAGUUCUUGAAACAUGUAAGAGAAGCAAUUCUGAAUCAUCUGCUAUCAUCUGA
This is a messenger RNA of Phragmites australis (common reed), 2335 nucleotides long. RefSeq lists its product as uncharacterized. Bases 147 to 1277 code for a protein of 376 amino acids. The transcript has 8 exons. Lineage: Eukaryota; Viridiplantae; Streptophyta; Magnoliopsida; Poales; Poaceae. The record is from RefSeq and is a predicted model, not a curated record.